Daucus carota subsp. sativus is the source of this 1105-nucleotide messenger RNA. RefSeq names its product GDSL esterase/lipase At5g62930. The record is from RefSeq and is a predicted model, not a curated record. NCBI's taxonomy places the organism in Eukaryota, Viridiplantae, Streptophyta, Magnoliopsida, Apiales, Apiaceae. Bases 140 to 868 code for a protein of 242 amino acids. The transcript is spliced from 6 exons. Gene Ontology annotation, molecular function: hydrolase activity, acting on ester bonds.
AUCAAAUAUUCCAAUCAAAUAAAAAAUUACAGGGAUAUUAAAAGUACAGUAAUUUUGAUGAUUGCAAGCAUUUCAGCCAAGUCUGUUUAGUCCUCUAGCUUCAUGUACUCAGAUCAGCAAUAGCUGAAAACAAACUAAAAUGAGGCCCCAAAUAGUACUAUUUGGGGAUUCAAUCACACAGCAAUCUUUCAGUUCUGGUGGAUGGGGUGCUGCUCUUGCUGACACUUUCUCUCGGAAGGCUGAUGUUUUGGUUCGUGGGUAUGGUGGGUACAACACAAGAUGGGCUCUUUUCUUGUUGCAUCCCAUUUUCCCUCUGGAUGCUACAACACCUCCCCUUGCUGUCACAAUAUUUUUUGGGGCUAAUGAUGCUGCUCUUUCAGGAAGAACAAGUGAGCGGCAACAUGUGCCUAUUGAAGAGUAUAAAGAAAAUUUAAGAAAAAUAGUUCAUCAUAUAAAGGAAUGCUCUAAUAAGGUCUUAGUGGUGCUAAUAACUCCGCCACCAAUUGAUGAGGAUGGGCGCUUUAAAUAUGCACGAUCUUUAUACGGAGAGAAAGCAAUGAAGCUUCCGGAAAGGACAAAUGAAACUACCGGCUUUUAUGCAAAGCAGUGCAUUGAAUUGGCAGAGGAACUAGGUCUCCCUUCCAUCAAUUUAUGGUCCAAGAUGCAAGAAACGGAUGGCUGGCAAAAGAAGUUUUUAAACGAUGGAUUGCACCUAACACCGGAAGGAAACGCAGUUGUCCAUCAAGAAGUUACAAGAGUUUUCAGUGAAUCCGGGCUUUCUCCCUCAGAAAUGCAACUUGAUUUCCCUCACCACUCCAAUAUUGAUCCAGAAGCACCUGAAAAAGCUUUCGAAAUAAGAUGUAACUAGUAUUUGCCUUUGCAUUGAACAAUUCUUCUCUGAGGAAACAUUCUUGGAUGCGGGCCAUAUUAUUCAUGUAACUUGUGCGGAGGCAUGUUUAAACUCUUAAUACGACAAUUAAACUGCUAUAUCUGGUUUCAGUUUGAUAAAAAUGUUAGAACACACAGAUAAAUAUUUCUGGAAUGUAUCUCUAUUCAUUCUGUGUAAUCCAAAUGAUUUUAUUAUUAUGCACUUAAUUUUGCUGUU